AUGCUCGAGCUCCCGGCGAGGGCUUGCCUCGAGGCGGCCCGCGCCGGAGACGCCACUGGCGCCUCACGCCUGCUCGAGGAGGCCUCCCGGCUCGACCCUGCAUCCUCGCUGCCCGUGCUCAAGCUGGCCAACGUGCAGUAUCACCUGGACGGCGACGCCGCCGCCGCGGAGGCGACGUACGAGCGUGCGCUGCGCAUCGAGCCGUCCCACGACGCGCACUUCUUCCUCGGCAGGUUGCGUGCUGCUGCGGGCCGGCACGCAGAGGCGGCCGCCUCCUUUGAGGCGGCGCUGCAGUGCGACGCCUCGUCGGCGGCGUGCCGUGCCGAGCUGCUCGCCUCGUACCUCGCUGCAGGCGAGCCGCAGGAGGAGGCGGAGCUCGGGCUGCUGGCGGCGUGCUGCCGCGCGGACGCGGCGGACGUGGCGAGCCACCGCAAGCUCGCCUCGGCGCUGCAGGAGCGCGGGAGGCUGGCCGAGGCGGCCGAGGCGCUCGAGCGGCUCAUCGCAGCCGAGGCGGCGUACCGCGCUGCGAUCGGCGCGGCGAGGGACGAUAAGCAAGGCCACGAUGCGUACUUCAACCUCGGAAACCUGCUGCGCCGCGCCGACGCGUAUGGCGGUGGUGCCGGAGCGAGGUCGCGAGCCGCCGAGGCGGCGGCGGCGUUCGAGGCCGCGGUCCGUCUCGUGCCGACCUCCGCCGACGCCUACUACCAGCUUCGCCGCCUGCGGGGCGUGCCGCACACAGUGACGUGCCCCGCCGACCAGCCGCUCGUCGAGGUGCGGCCACGCGGGCUGGCGGACAGCGCCUUCAGCGGGCUCGCCGCCGCCGUGCAGUCGCACCCUUGGCUGAUGCGGCCGAAUCGGCUCUCCGAGUCGUUUGCGGGCACGCGCGGCUUUGUGGUCCGCUUCAACCGGCGUGGCCUCGACGCGCGGGUCCGGAGCCAUCCCCAGCUCCAGGGCCUGCUUCCCUUUGUCGACGCUGCGGCGCUGCCCGCCGCAAACGUGUUUGUGCUCAACGACGCGCAGUUGGCCGUCAAGCGCCACCUCGAUAUCACGGGCGCCAUCUGCUCGGCGUCGCACUCGUACGUCGCGCACCAGGUGGACGUGCUCUACGUUGCGGUGCCGGCCGGCAUGCGCGGAGGGCGGCUGCUGGUGUGGCCACCAGAGCCGCCCGGCCGGCCAGCAUCGGUCCCUCCGCCCGCCGAGAUCGUAGCGCCCGCCGCAAACAUUUGGGUUUCUUUCCGGGGCGACGCCAAGCACGGCGUGGAGCGGUGUGAUUUGCCCUCCACCGGCAGCGACGCCGUGCGCGUCUCGCUCGUGCUCGAGCAGUAUGUGUGUCCCGAGGCGGUGCUGCCGCUCUCGCAGACAUUUGAAAUCGUCGGCGUUCGGCCUUGA
Molecule: messenger RNA, 1389 nt
Organism: Emiliania huxleyi CCMP1516
Lineage: Eukaryota; Haptophyta; Isochrysidales; Noelaerhabdaceae
Exons: 4
Coding region: 1-1389 (462 amino acids)
Molecular function (GO): protein binding
Source: RefSeq, a predicted model, not a curated record